UUUUCUAAAAUUUCUGAUGAGUUUUAAGACUAUUAUGAAGAAAAUAUUCUUUGUUGAAAAUAACUAUUACUUAAGAGAAGGAAAGUAAAUUGAGUACUCGCUUUUCUGAAAGUAAAAUGACAUUUUUCUCUGUGUGGACAGAAAGUGUAACCAAAGGCAUAACAAAAUAUCGAUAAGAUAAUGGUUUGCAAUUAUAAUAGAAACAGUUUCUUACAAAUCUUAAGAGUAAACUUAAGGACAAAAGAUAAAUAACAAAGAGAAAAACACUUUUUUGUUUCUCUGAAUGGAUUGGCCCACUGGUUUUCAAUUUAAUUUUUUAUUUUCUUAUUUUCUCUCCUAUUCACCUUCUAUUCUCCAUAUCGUAACAUAACCGGAUCGAAUUACACCAUAACUUCAUCUUAGCUAAUCUUCUUAUUCAAAUCAAGAAAAUCAAGAAGCUGCUCGAGCUCUUAGCAUUGCUUUGUCAAGAUAAAUACGUUGUCCACUACUGUCCAGUUAUUCGUCGUAUUCGUUUGUGAGUCCCUUAUAAAAAUUUCUUAUCGGCAGCAUGCCGGGAAUAUUUAUUUAACUUAUCGCAACGGUGUACUUCGUUAUAACGUUGUGAUUACAUACGUUGUGAGUACAUUUUGUUGCGCGUGUAAGCCGAUAAGUGUGCGAUACGAAUAUGUUAGACCACUCCUUCGAGCGUGAUAACUGUUCUAGGCGACCCAGAAGUGCACCGACGUUUGACAUCUUUGAAUAAUUCGCUGUCGCGCGAUAACGGUGAGCUCCAGCGACGAAAAAUCGACCGAUAUUGCGAUAUUUUGCUUUCGGCUCGCGAGGCAAUUAGAAUAGAAAGUCCGCUCGCGCGCCACUUUCGCGCCGCGGUUCUCUGUAAAUUUAUCGAAGAUCUCGAUCACGGUAUGAAUGCCACUUUACGUGGCCGCGCCUGCGUAACCGGCGAGCGGUUCCAGUCGGACUGGUCUUCUCGGCAUUACCACGUGGUGAAAAUUCACCGAGCCGUAGUAGUAGUAUACCUCCAGCCGCGACCGUUCACGCAAUCAAUCUGCCGAUUAAUUUUGACAUACGUCGCCCCGAGUUCGCCCCCAAACUUUACCGGGCGCCUUCGUUUGGGUGUCCCUCGGCGAUUUUGACAGAAUAAUCCGGAUCUUCGAGGAGUAAUUCGUUUAUUAUCGCAACCAGCUGGAAACACUCGGACAUGGGUCGCUCAAUAUUGCGCUAUUUAUACGGAAACUUCCGGUAACGGCAGCUACAGUGGACUUGCAGUAUGAUGUACUCUACGAAUGUGCAGCUAGUAAAGUGGAUGUUCCCGGCGGUGGCCUUGAUCAUCGGUCUUUUUUGGUACAAACGUCGUCGAAUAGACAGAGCUGACCCAGGUGGAAUCGUGGAAUCAAAUUCCCAGGACAACGUGAAGACGAGCUACGUGAAGGAGGCCAUUUCGAACUUAUAUGACCCCACUGACGAGAAGAUAAGCAAGUCCUUCUCGACGAGCAGCUGUACGCAACAGGAAGAGCCGACUCGCGUCCCAAGGAAGGUCAGCGAGAGUAUGGACAUCCCAAACAGGAAGUCAGUACCGCAGUCCUGCGACAGCAGCCAGAUCUUUACGGAAGUUGAAUCAACGACGGAUAUACAGCUAAGCAGCAAUCCGACCACGAGUUACUUUGAGACAAUUGCCAUGAAACGAAAUACGUCCUCCUUCGACAUGAAGCUCGACGAUAACAUCACAGAGGUAUUCGAAGAUGCCACCGAAGAGGGACAGUGCAGCGUGCAAAGCGAAAUGGGGUCACCGGAGCAGAAUGAUACCGCGGCCGAAUUCAACUGCGAAACGAACAAGCAGCUAGCGGAGGAACAUCUCGAAGAUAACACCGAGACCGCGGAACAAGCGACCUACGAAAGGGACUCUGCGAAUCACAGUCCGACUUCCGGAGUCCUGGAAGGCAGUAUUAUAGAUGAAGCUAGGAGCGAAGAAGGAAGCACGGACAGCGGAAAAGGUGGAAGUAUUAACGGAUGCAGGAAAGCCAAUGCGGUCGAGCAGACUACUUACUACUUCGCUAUACCGCAACAACUGGUGGGCAGGCUGAUCGGCCGUCACGGUAGCUUUUUGCAUAACAUCCGUACGAAGACGGAAGUUCAGAUAUACGUGAAUGAUCACCCGGGGGCCAGCGACCAAAAAAUUUGCUCGAUAGAAGGCAACGCGGAAGGCAUUAACACCGCCCUCGACUUGAUAAGGAAGAAAUUCCCGGAGAAGAGAUUCCCGGAGGUGACAUUAGCCGAGAUCCCAACGCCCGAGAUGACUGUGGAGGCGACAUGGGUAGCGCAAUUGUCACAGUUGUUCUUAGUCGAAGGUGUCAAUAACGAUAUCAUCGUAUCGCACAUCGUCAAGCCGAACUGGCUCUUCAUUCAAUUUCCGACACAUCCGACGUUCCCCUCCUUGCGAGUUUUAGACUUGGAGAUGACGUGCGCAUACAACGCCACGGAAUCGUCGAUACCGAGUGUGCUAACGAGUGGCAUAGUUUACGUUGCAAAUUGGUUCGACGUAUGGGUUAGAGUAUGCAUGGAGAAACCAGACCCAUUGGGAGAGAGGCACUUAAUGCGACUGCUUGAUCACGGCGGUUACUAUGAGUUUAGCAGCUUGCAGAUAAGAGAUAUUAGGCCAGAAUUCUUGAAUCUGCCCUUCCAAGCGACCGAAAUCUUUUUAGCAAAUAUUCGGCCGAAGGAUGGCGCGUGGUUAAACAAUGCUUACGAUGUAGUAGCUCGCGUUUGUUUCGGAGUUGUUGGUCAAGCCCAGGUUGAAGGUUAUAUUGAUACGAAUGUUUAUACAAAUAUUUAUUAUAAUAUACCGAAAUAUGGGGUAAUUUCCCUCGCUGAUGAAUUAGUAGCACGCGGAUUUGCGGAGCCUGCAAACUCCGAAGAUAUAGUUCCAGAAACAUCCUUUGAAUUGUUCGAAGAACCCACUUACUCGUAAGAAUUGUAGUAAAAUCUAUCAUUCUCAUUUCCCAUCAUCAUCCAAAAUCAUUACACGCAAUUACAUGGUUCUUAGGCAGUAUCAACUGGAGUCUAUUAUAACCGCCAUCAUAGUGCAUUAAGCGCAUAAAAAUCACUUUGUCCUUUGGAUUUGUCAAUCUUUUACUCUCUCACAAUUUUCCGUCGAGAUUGCUGUGAAUACUCUACAUACAUAUAUCUUAAUAGUAUGAAGGGUAUUUACGUAGAUAAUAAUAAUAAAAAUAGUGCAGAAUAACAUUUCGCUAAGAAUUUUAACUAAAAAAUAAGAAAAAAAUUUGUAUAUUUCACUAUACAUAUAUAUAUAAUUUAUAGUAAAAUUUCAGUCGCAUUUAAGUCUAAUACUCCUUUAAAUACUGCUCAAAGAGAGAGAAAGAUUGUGAAAUAACACAUCCCAUAUGCUUAAACUCGUUAAUUUAAACGAGUUCUGACAAGUACAAAGGAUUUGGUUUAGUCCGCUAACGUAAGGACUUUGUUUUACAAUAACCCUUUUCGUAUUAUAUCACUCACGAUGUUUCCCCAUUUUUACCCGGAAAACUUGAAUGUUUUCGUAUUGCUAAUGUGAUUCGUAAGGACAAGUCUUUCAGAUAGCUUUGAAUAAGCAUUCAGGAAACUGCAUUCGUUGCCCUUCAGAGUGAACAUCACGAGACUAUUGUAAAAAUAAGCAGCCACCUUUAACACUCAUGAAUCUUCAUGAUACUUUUGUAUAUAAUGUAAGUUUAUUUUUUUUUUUUCAAUUAUAGAAUAUAUUUAGAGAUAUCAAUAGAAAAACGAUUUAGAGAUUUACUGAUGUAUGGACCGCAACGCAGAAUGUGAAUACAUACUGAAUUUGCGUUUUACAAGACGUUCACAAAAAUUAAAAUAUUGUACACGGGUAACACGGACGAAUCGGGAAAUUCGUACAAUUUGAUAAGGUGAUUUUAUCGAUUGUCCGUAACAUUUCUGAUCGGAGAAGUUCACGGGAUUCACGUUGCGUUAAAACAUCAUCGAUUUAGAUAUCACACUUAUUUUUGGUUGUAUUAAACGCGUUUACUGUAAAAAUUAUCAUUAAGCGCCGCGCUACAGUUAUUUAUCCCGUGUUAUCUUUUCCGCGUUAUAUUAUCAAUUUACUUAAAUAAUUUAUCUUCCAAACAUCACCUUUUGAUAAUAUAUAUUUGAUAAGACUUAAUUAUCUCAUCGAAUAAUUAGUAAUUUCUAGUUGUUAUUAAUCCUCAUAAAACGUAUGUCCAUCUUAUGAGGUAAUGUUUUCUUCAGUGUUUCAAAAGUAAACUUUUGGAUUCCAAUUGUAAAAAAAACUUAAUAUAACAUUGUUUAUAUUUCAUUAUUUGAGUAUUAAUGAUUAUUACAUUGCACAAAGGUUUGUUGCUAUACAAAAUUUUAUUGCAGUAGGAGUCAGUAUAAAUUGGAUAAAAAUAUCUACAAAUGUUUUCUAAUUUAAAUACUGCGCUCAACCACAUAUUUGUCUGAGAGCUAUUGUUAAUACUUAUUAUUGUUGAUACGUGAACAUAUAAUAGAAGUAUUUUUCUAGGAAUAUAUAUUAAAUAUAUAUAUAAAUAUAUAUAUAUUUAGAAUCACACAUACACACAUACAGCCAUUGAGAAUCGCUCAUAACAUAUUUUAGGGCUGUCUAAUUAAGCAUUCGCAACUAUUUUGCUCUGUUAUUGUCUUUUCUUUGAUAGUUAAGAGGGUUAAAUAGAAGUGAGAAAGAAGGAAAAAUUGAGCAAAAUUGUCGUUUGUGACCAGCUAAUUUAGACAGCUCUGAUAUAUAGGUACCGCUUUUUUGCGCGCUGCGCAAUUUACUAUAAAGAUAUGUAAUUUAUUAUAAUUAUUUACAUUAAUUAAUAUGACAACAUAGCAACAAUAUAACGCAACGAACGUCGUUACAUAAUAAUUAUUAAUAAUGAAUUAUACUCAUUCUUUGUACAUAUAAUAUAUGGGGCAGACUGCAGUCACACACACACUGACUACUCAAACCUUAUACAAUAUUUCAUUUAUUGUUAUCCUAUUUAAUUAAAUUUUCAUUUUGUAUAUAUAUCAGUUUAAUCCUCUUAGCGUUAUCAUUAGACUUGCACCAUUUUCAUCGUAGACCCUUGUGUCUUAUCAUUGUAUAAAAUAAAACAAAGCAUAAUAAAAUUGAGUGCACGUAACAUGACAAGCAGAA
This is a messenger RNA of Odontomachus brunneus, 5161 nucleotides long. RefSeq names its product KH domain-containing protein akap-1 (gene spoon). The transcript has 6 exons. Gene Ontology annotation, molecular function: RNA binding. The coding region runs from base 1268 to 2965 and encodes 565 amino acids. The record is from RefSeq and is a predicted model, not a curated record. NCBI's taxonomy places the organism in Eukaryota, Metazoa, Arthropoda, Insecta, Hymenoptera, Formicidae.